Apus apus (common swift) is the source of this 1771-nucleotide messenger RNA. Its product is annotated as glycoprotein-N-acetylgalactosamine 3-beta-galactosyltransferase 1-B-like. Bases 60 to 1016 code for a protein of 318 amino acids. Lineage: Eukaryota; Metazoa; Chordata; Aves; Apodiformes; Apodidae. The transcript has 2 exons. The record is from RefSeq and is a predicted model, not a curated record. Gene Ontology annotation, cellular component: membrane. Gene Ontology annotation, molecular function: N-acetylgalactosaminide beta-1,3-galactosyltransferase activity.
GACAGCAAGGUCAGUGGCUGUAGGUCUGAGCUGGGGACAAUUUGGGGACCUUCUGGCCCAUGAUGGCCACCCUGAGUUGGGGACAAGGAGGGGACAGUGGGGCCCGUGGCCCUCACCCCGUCUGGAGCCACUGUCUCCUCUCCGGGGGUCCCUUGCCUCCAACCCACACCCCCUCCCCCCCAGUGAACAGCAGCAUGGCACAGACACUGUACGAGCAGGUGCGGGUCCUGUGCUGGGUGAUGACGGGACCCCCCACCCUGGAGACGCGGGCCCGCCACGUCCGGGCCACCUGGGCCCGGCACUGCAACCUGGUCCUGUUCAUGAGCUCAGCACCGACCCAGGGCUUCCCCGGGGCCGUGGGGCUGCCCGUGGGUGAGGGUCGUUCCCAGCUCUACUGGAAAACCAUCCGCGCCCUCCAGUACGUGCACCAGCACCACCGGGACCAGGCCGACUGGUUCCUCAAGGCGGACGACGACACCUUCGUGGUGGUGGCCAACCUGCGCUGGCUGCUGGCCGCCCACUCGCCCCAGCGCCCCGUCUACCUGGGCAAGCGGUUCCGGCCCUGGGCCCGGCAGGGCUACAUGAGCGGCGGGGCGGGCUACGUGCUCAGCAGGGAGGCCCUGCGGCGCUUCGUGGGGGCCGUGGCCUCUGGCACCUGUGACCACACCAGCGCCGUGGAGGACGUGGCCCUGGGCCAGUGCCUGGAGAAGCUGGGGGUGGAGGCGGGAGACUCGCGGGACCCCCGAGGCCGAGAGACCUUCCACCCCUUCUCACCCGAGACCCACCUCACGGCCCCGCUGCACCUCGACCCCUCCUACCUGCUGUACUCCUACUACCCAGUCACACCAGGUCCCCAGUGCUGCUCGGACCUGUCGGUCUCGUUCCACUACGUCCCCGGGGAGCAGAUGUACGAGCUGGAGUACCUGACCCACCGCCUGCGCCCCUACGGCUACCGGCCCCGCUACUGGCCCCCCCCGGCCCCCAACACCACCUACCCCAGCACCCCCGAUCCCUGAGAACCACCCCAAAUCACCCAGCAGCCUCCCUGGGACCUGGGUGCUGUCCCAGGGCUGUGGCACCGCUGCACUGGGUUCUCACCAAAGGGGAGUCCUGCGCUGACCACGGGACCACCGGUGUGGAGGCAUCUUGGCUCUGUGCCACCCAGUCAUGUCACAGUGUCACCAGCAGCGGCCCAGUGUGGUCUAUGGCUCAGUACGCACCCCCCUCCCAGGGGCACAGCCCCCCCGUCACAGCCCCCACGCUCGGUGGCCCUGACCCACAGCACCGCAGCAUCACCCGCGUCGUGCCAUGCACAGCCCCACGGCACAAGCCCCCAGAGCUGCCUCAUGGCCCCGUGUCCCCUCCCUAGACCAUGUCCCCCCUCCUUCUCCCCCCCUGCUGGGAAGGAGCAGCCAGGGUCACAGCGCCAAGUCCCACAUGUCACAGACGGACAGUUACAAUCCGAGAGAUGAAAACGCUGUACACGGCCCGGACCCCCCGGACCCCCCCCCCCCACGGCCCAGACUUCCCCUGGACCUCCCCUUCCCAAGCCCCCCACCUUGGCGUCCCUGGCUCAGUCCCCCUGGGGCGUGUGGGGGGCGUCACAGCAGGGGGUGCCCCGACAUUCAAGGGGGGGGCUGGCGGUGGGGGAUGGGGUGUCCCACACACCCCUACAGUGGGAAGGGGGCUGUGGGUCCGGCCGGCCGUGCCCCCCCGCCGGGCUGGCUCUAUCCUAACGCUGAAUGAAGCAAUAAAUUAAAGGGGUUCCCAA